AUGCUCCACCUCAAUAAGGAUGGUGCUAGUGACUUGACGUUGGCGUCCAAGUCGGAGGAAAUCGUAUGGAAAGUUCUUGUGAUGGACCGUACAUCACAGGCGGUGAUUUCGUCUAUUUUACGUGUGAAUGAUUUGUUAAGAUGUGGAAUCACCGUUCAUGCGGUGAUCCUGGCUCAGAGAUCGCCUUUACCAGAUGUUCCUGCCAUUUACUUUGUGGAGCCAACUGUUGAGAACGUAUCGAUAAUCAUCGACGAUUUGCAGGCUGAUAAGUACGAAAGUUUCUAUAUUAACUUCACCCUGAGCAUCAAUAGAGAGCUCUUAGAAGAGUUUGCCAAAAAGGUGUCGUUAUGUGGAAAAGGUGCCAAAAUAAAACAGGUGUACGAUCAGUACUUGGAUUUUAUUGUCACCGAGCCAAACUUGUUUUCACUUGACAUGCAGAGCACUUUCACGAAAUUCAACAACCCACUGACGAGCGAAGAUGAUAUCCAUGGCAUUGCCAGAGACAUUGCGGAUGGAUUGCUUGCGAGCUUGAUCACCAUGGGCUGCGUACCAAUUAUUCGGUGUCCGAAGAACGGCCCAGCAGAACUUGUUGCCACACAGUUGGAUUUGAAAUUGCGUGACUACAUCAGCAACUCACGUAACUCCGUGAGCCAUCCUAUUCAGCAAAGACCGGUUUUGAUUUUGUUGGAUAGAAACAUUGACUUGGCCUCAAUGUUCUCACACUCCUGGAUUUAUCAGUGUAUGGUCAGCGACGUGUUUGAGUUGCGUCGUAACACUAUUAAGGUGGCAAAAUACGGUGAUUCUGAUAAGCCCCAGAUCAAAAGCUACGAUGUGGAUCCCAAGGACUUUUUCUGGAAUAAAAACGCACAAUUACCGUUUCCAGAUGUGGUGGAAAAUGCAGAUUUGGAAUUAGGGUUGUACAAGAAAGAGGCACAAGAGUUGACUCACAAGACAGGAAUCACGUCGUUGAAUGAUAUUGACCCCAACGCGAAUACUGACACAUCCCUUAUCCAACAAGCCGUGGAAGCAUUGCCCGAGUUGACCGCAAGAAAGACAACUUUGGAUAUGCAUAUGGAUGUUUUGGCUUCUUUGCUAAAGGAGUUGGAGGCACGUUCGUUGGAUAAGUUCUUUGAAAUCGAGCAGAACUAUAAUGACCCAAAGAUCCAGCUGGAGUUCUUGGACCUUUUAAAAUCUGACUCCAAGAGAGAUAACGCUGCUGACAAGUUCAGAACAUUCUUGAUUUUAAAUUUAUUGUCAGACUUACCAUCCAGCUUCACCUCCGACUGUGAGCAGAUAUUCGCCUCUAAAUACCCCGAGAUUGAUAUGAGUGCUUACAAAUACAUUACGAAGUUCAAGCACAUCUUGAACUUAUCGAAGAACAUCACAUUGAAUGAUCAGGCUGCAACUAACAAACAUUCACUCAACCAGAAUAAUUCGGCGCUCUUCAACGGUUUGUCUUCCAAAUUAUAUGGUUUCACUGAGGGCAGAAUCUCUGAAGGAAUCAGCUCAUUGGCUACUGGCUUGAAGAAACUCUUACCUGAUAAGAAGAACCUUCCAAUUACCAACAUUGUGGAAGCAAUCAUGGAUCCUGCUCAUGCGUCCAACAAUCUGAUGCAAAUCACUGAUGAAUAUUUGUAUUUGGAUCCCAAAUCCCGUGGUGGCCACGCUAAACCUCCUAAGAGGCAGUCAUAUGACGAGGCAGUUGUUUUCGUUGUUGGCGGAGGAAAUUACUUGGAGUACCAGAACUUGACGGAAUGGGCCAACCAACCUUCUGGAACUCCAAAGUCGAUCGUUUACGGAAGCACGGAUAUCGUCACGGCAAAGCAGUUCUUAGCCGAAAUCUCCACUCUCGGGAAAUUGGAAGCAUAG
Molecule: messenger RNA, 1869 nt
Organism: Sungouiella intermedia
Lineage: Eukaryota; Fungi; Ascomycota; Pichiomycetes; Serinales; Metschnikowiaceae
Source: the annotation of a GenBank genome assembly